AUGGCUAAGAGACAUAAGCACUUCGAAAGUAGAGGUGGGUUUAGGAAGAAAAGAGGUGGCGGUAGAGGUAGCCAACGUGGCCGGGGCAGUAAAAGAGGAAGAGGUGGUAGAUUUAGAGGGUUUGAAGAAACUGAGAGAAGUGCAUCUGAGCCUGGUGCUUGGCUGAAUUCGUCUGUGCCGCUAGGAGAUGGUGAUCUAAGUAAUCCAGACAUGAUGGUAGAUAAUUAUCGACCAAGGAAACAUAUAUCUCAGGAUACUAUAACUGACCAUUAUUUUGGUCGCAAAUCAAGUCUAAAAUUAAACUCUAUGCGAAUGGCUGGUCUAAGACAUAAUGAUUGGAGAGACCCAAAUAAUGGCAACAGCGCAUCAUUUCGAAAGAGACCCAUAGAAUUUAUAAAAGCCAACUGUACUUAUGAUCCUUCGAGAGACUUAAUAUUACAAUUAGCAAACAGAUCCAAGAAUCAAGAAUCAAAAGAACCUGAAGAAGAUGCCAAUAAAUGUUCAGAAUACGCAGAACAUUCCGAAAAAGAUAUGGAAAUUGAUACAGCCGCAACAGAAAAUGACGCUAAUAUUAGUUAUGAUGAAUCUGAUACAGAUCAAGAAAUUGGUAAUUUUAAUCACAGUAUAGAAAAUUCUAAGCAUAACAAUAACAUUUCAGAGUGUGAUAUCACCGCCGUUACGGACCAGGAACUAUUUUUUGUGGAUGAAGAAGGAAUGGACAUAUCUCAAAAACCCACGAAGGUAGUGCAUAUAACCGAACAUGAGAAAAAAAUGGGGAGUAAUGUUGAGUUUCAUAAUGUUUUAACAGUCGGAAAAGUCGAAAUAUCACUUAAUCAAGAUGAAAACGAUGAGGUUUAUGUUGACAGAAAACCCACAGCAAAAUACCAUCCCUUUCAUAACUAUAUUUCAAAUGUGAUAGAGCGUAUGCAGGAAGAAGAAAAUAUUGAUUCUGAUGACUUUGAAGAUGAAGAUGAUAUAUAUCUAGACAACAGUGGCAACGACAUGCCUGAAACGGAACUUGACCAAGAUGAAAUUAUAGAUUUACAAAGACAUGACGAUAAAGAUCACGCUGUCCAAACCUGUGCAAUCCCAACUAAUACUCUUUCAAAUGAUCUUGACACUCUUCAUAUUACGGAAAGUAACGAUGACAGAAUAACUAUUAAUAAUCAUAACAUGGACUCCACUGUUGAAACAGAUAAAGAAAAAGAUCCUGAAUUUGGAUUUUUGGAAGAAGAUUAUGCAGUAAACACAUCUGAGGUUAUCGUAGAUAAUAUAAGACUGGGACUAAACGACAAUAGCUACUUUUUAAAGUGCUAUAGAUUUUUCGGCGACUACUCCUUUCAUUGGAUUGACCAAGAGGCUUUUGUUUCGUUUCUGACAGAAGACCUCGAACUCCCUAUGAAUCGGGUAGGGGCCUAUUUAGCGUAUGUGAAAAAUAGUUUAGUACCAGAUGAAACACCACCGUCACCGACAUACUCUGAUAUUCCAUUUUCAGAUACCAGCAAUGAAUCAGAUGAGGAUAAUGCAUUACCUAAUGUUGAUGCGGUAUCUUCUUGCAGUAAUGAUGAUGAAGAUGAAGAGUUAGGAGAUGAUGUAGACGACCUUGUUUCAUACUCCUUGAAGUACGCUAACUCUAGAAACAUUGAUUAUGAAACAAGAGCAUUAGAAUUCACAGGCAAGGGUAAGAAAAAGAAGCUUUUGGUUAAUGAACAGCUUGACUUGGAUAAUGAAACCAUGGAAACAUUACAAGCAAAGUUAUCUAAGAGAAUGGAGAACAAAGCCAAAAAGAGAAGGUUGAAAGAAGAUUUUAUUGAUAAGGAGAAUAUGAACUCUGAUGAUCUAUUUUUGAAAUACCCAUAUGGUUUCCACGUACAGAAUAUUAGAGAUGAAUUCGAACUCUUUUUGACAAGAAAUAAGGACAGAAUGUCCUUUCCUCCACUCGAUCCACAUGGAAAUAAAGUAAUAACCAAAUUUGCAACCUGUUAUAAUAUAAAAAGUAGCAAAGUUGGAAAAGGUAAUCACACUCACAUAAUGGUCGAGAAAGUAAAGAAAACCAAAUGGAGUAGACCAAAUUACAACAUGGUCUUACAACUCACUAGACAAAGACCUGUUUUCAUGCGAAUUGAUGUACGCAGACCAAAAGAAGAUGCAAUCAAAGAGAACAGUGGUAGAAGAGGACCUACUGCUAAAUUUCAUGUUAAGGAAGGGGAAGUUGUUGGAGAGAAUGCUCCUGAAAUCGGUCAGGACAAUAUUGGAAGAAGAAUGCUUGAGAAAUUGGGCUGGUCUAGCGGAGAAGGUCUUGGUGCACAUGGCAACAAAGGUAUCAGUAUACCAGUUAUGGCUCGUGUGAAGAAAAGUAAAUCUGGUCUGAGACAUAGUAAAGAAGACGAGGACACAGGCCGUUCCUCAUCAUUCAGAAAAAAAUAG
Molecule: messenger RNA, 2427 nt
Organism: Nakaseomyces glabratus
Lineage: Eukaryota; Fungi; Ascomycota; Saccharomycetes; Saccharomycetales; Saccharomycetaceae
Gene: SQS1
Product: Sqs1p
Cellular component (GO): nucleus
Molecular function (GO): nucleic acid binding
Source: RefSeq, a predicted model, not a curated record